This is a messenger RNA of Trachymyrmex septentrionalis, 2060 nucleotides long. RefSeq names its product arylsulfatase B-like. The transcript has 8 exons. Lineage: Eukaryota; Metazoa; Arthropoda; Insecta; Hymenoptera; Formicidae. Bases 178 to 1968 code for a protein of 596 amino acids. The record is from RefSeq and is a predicted model, not a curated record.
GCUCGUCGGUGAAUAUAUAUGUUGUGUAAAUGAUGUAUCCUCCUUUUGUUUAUGCGAGUAUUGCUACCGAGUGACGCGAGGUGCGAAAAAGAAGCCGCUCGUGGACGAAGAGUGAAAUUUAUUUCUCUUCUUUUUUGUAAUUCUUAAAUAUUUAAAAACAGUUAAAUCAUUGUGAAGAUGGUGCAUUUAAUGACACAAUCACGGAUUGAUAUUUAUCAAGUUUUUUGUCUUUUUUUGUUGUUUGGAACUGCAUUUGGUUACGAAACAGCACCGAAUAUAAUCGUCUUGAUGGCUGAUGAUUUGGGGUGGAAUGACGUUGGUUUCCACGGCUCGAAUCAGAUACCGACCCCAAACAUAGACGCUCUGGCAUACAAUGGAAUUAUAUUAAAUAGACAUUACGUUUUACCGUCCAGCACACCUUCUAGAACGGCGUUUUUUACCGGAAAGUAUCCGAUUCGUAUGGGUAUGCAAGGAGAAAGUAUACAGGGUGGCGAACCCAGAGGACUACCCCUCAGUGUGAGGAUUUUGCCGGAACAUCUACGGGGGUUGGGGUACACGACAAAGCUGAUUGGGAAAUGGCACUUGGGAUAUCACACGCCUCAGCACACUCCCUUGCACCGUGGCUUCGAUUCUUUCCUUGGCUUUUAUAAUAGUCACGUUUCGUAUUAUGACUAUAAAUACUCAUAUCAGAAUAUGAGCGGGUACGAUAUGCAUCGUGGCGAUGCUCCGGCUUACGGCUUAACCGACAAAUACGUGACGGAUCUUUUCACCGACGAGGCAGUCAGGAUUAUUCAGACCCACGAUCCGUCUCGACCGCUCUAUCUCCAAAUAUCGCACCUUGCUGUUCAUGCCCCUCUCGAGAAUCCGCAAGAUUAUGAUCACUACGAUAAACGAUUCAUGCACAUCGUGGAACAAAAUCGCCGCAAAUAUGCCAAAAUGGUAUCGAAAUUAGACGAUUCCGUUGGACUCAUCGUCAAUACUUUGGGCAGUCGAGGCAUGCUGAGGGAUUCGGUGAUUCUUUUCCUCACCGACAACGGCGCGGCGCCCGUUGGUAAAUUUCGCAAUUACGGCUCUAAUUUUCCCUUACGUGGUAUGAAAUAUACCCUUUACGAGGGUGGAGUGAGAGGAGUUGCUGUGCUGUGGUCACCAAGAUUGCGUAAAGCAGCACGUGUGUGCAACAACCUGAUGCACAUAACCGACUGGCUGCCAACCCUCUAUGCCGCCGCUGAUGGCGAUCUGAGGGAUUUGGGGAAGAUCGACGGGAUGAAUCAGUGGCGCAUGUUGAGCGGCGGCUAUCCAAUAGUCAGAGACAAGCUGCUGCUGAACAUCGACGAGAUUUCCAAGACCGAGGGUGCCAUAUACAAGCAGUACAAACUUCUUCGAGGAUCGAUCGAGAACGGUCAUUAUGACGGACAUCAUCGACACGAUUUUGAAAGAAGUUAUAAUAUAUUACCCCCGCUUUUUGGCAACAAUUCGAGAAAAAACAUACAGGAGGAUGUGCCACCAUACACCGAGACCAUUCUAACAAGUGCGGUAUCACAGAGCAUCACCUAUCAUUUGGGUGGUCCAGUUACUCAACCCAGCACAAUGGUUCAGUUACGUAACGAAGCUACAGUCUCUUGUCGCUUCAAUGUUAGUUAUUAUACUUUUGUCACUUGUAACGUCACCGAGUGUCUCUUCGAUAUCGAGAACGAUCCCUGCGAAACGAAGAAUAUCGCCGAGCAAUAUCCGAGGAUCGCUCGGGAACUGGAUCAGAUUCUGGAGCAAUAUGCACGGAAUAUCGCAAUGCAGAUCAAGCCGCCAGUAGACUGGCUCGCUGAUCCAAGAAGAACGAACAAUACGUGGGAACCGUGGAUACCAUCAGGCGAUAUAUUUGUGUACAACGCGGCUGCUCAACUGGUCGGUUUGGCGUAUUAUCUUCACAUCGGGAUCAUCCUCGUAGCAGUCGUAUGCAAAGCUUUCGUUUGAACAAUUCGAAACGCAGAUGUGCACGUAAUGAAAUUCCGUCGGUCCAAUUAAAGUAUUCGCUAUUACGUGGAGCCGAUUUCGAAGUUCGAGAU